This is a messenger RNA of Medioppia subpectinata, 792 nucleotides long. Lineage: Eukaryota; Metazoa; Arthropoda; Arachnida; Sarcoptiformes; Oppiidae. The record is from the annotation of a GenBank genome assembly.
AUGUGUCGAUCAAUAUUUCAAUUGGUAUUCUACGGCACAUCCAUUGCGAUCAACAAAUACCCACUUUUUGGCGAAUCGGGACAUCGUUUGCAUUUGGCAUUGCGGGCCAUAUCAGGAACGAUAGCGCUUUCAUCGGUAUUCAUGGCCUACCGUUUAAUGCCGUUUUCAGACGCGUCCACAAUUCACUUCUCGUCGCCAGUGUUUGUCACAGUAUUUGCAUAUUUUAUGCUUAAAGAGCCCUUUACUGUCAUUCAAAUCAUUUCCGGAGUCCUAACUCUAAUCGGAGUAACGAUUAUAUCGAAACCGGAAUUCCUGUUUGAAUCGGAGUCGACAGUCAUUCACGAGCAUCGACUGGAGGGCACACUUUUGGCCGCUUUGGCCGCCAUUAGCGCCGCGUUUGCGAUCAUAAACUUACGAAAAUUGAAGACAACUGCGGCCGCAGUCGUCGUGUUUUGGUUCGCAUUCGCUGUCAUUAUUUUCGGAUCAAUAGUUCUCUUAAUACUCGAUAAAUAUGUAUUACCGACCGGUGUUUGGACGUGGAGUCUAUUGGUUGCCAUCGGUUUGCUCGGUAUUGGCGACCAGUAUUUCUUGACGAUAGCCCUCCAGAAUGAAAGCGCUGGACCCGUCUCUGUGGUCCGAACCUUCAAUAUUGUGCUCUCCUUUCUUUGGGAGGCAUUGCUAUUAUCGGAUGCAAUUGAGUGGACAUCAGUGGUCGGAGCGACUAUCAUAUCGUCCUGUGUUGUAAUACUAGCACGAGUCCGCAAUCGUUGCGCUCCUCAACAGACAGUUUAG